AUGAUGAUGAACAGCCGCUAUGCGAUGGUGAUCCCGCUACGAAAAAAGAGUGAAGUCACGAAAGCAUUUAAAAGGUACUGUCACGAUGUCAAAAUCGAAUGCGGUUUGGACGUGAAGGUACUACGCAGUGAUAACGGCGGUGAGUACCGUAAUGACGAGAUGACUCGAUUCUGCCAUCAAGAGAUGAUAAAGCAAGAGUUCACAGUGGUGUAUAAUCCGGAGAAGAAUGGCAUGGCGGAGCGGCUCAAUCGCGCACUAGUCGAGAUGACGCGCUGUAUGCUGAGCGAAUACAAGAUGGAUAAAACAUUCUGGUGUGAGGCGAUGCUGACCGCUGUGGAUAUUCUCAACGUUCUUCCCCGAGCUUCAAGUCCGAACCUAAGCCCGUUCAAGAUGGUGUUCAAGCGCAAACCUCGUAUGGAUAUGAUGCGCGUAUUUAGAAGUCUUUGCUACGCGCAUAUUCCCAAACAAAAUCGGAACAAGUUGGACCCCUCCGGUGUGCGGUGUAUGCUGCUCGGAUACGCCAAACAACACAAAGCGUAUAGACUUCUAAAUACAGCGACUGGAAAAGUGUUCGUUUCCCGGAGUGUGACUUUUGUGGAAACUGCCGUGGAACAGACACGCUACGAAGAUACGCCUAGUGUAAUUGACGUCGUUGGCGAUGGCGACGAUCUGCAGGAUCCGAGGGACCACGCAAUAAGCGAUGAGGGAACCUGCACGCCGGUACCAGGAAGUCCAAUUAUGACACCAAAUAGUACAGUACCGAUGGACAGACCAACCGGAGCAGUAACCACACGACAAUCAAGCACACCAGGACGAGACGGCGAACAAGAGUGGAAUGUGAGACCAGCACGCAAGAAGCAAGCAAUCAAGCGCUACGAGCAAGAGUUUCCCAAUCUACGGCGAGGAACCUUCAACCUUGACGACUAUGACGCUAGCUACGCGACGCAGUACUGUUUGAGCGCUGAAGAGGAUGGUGAAAGCGCAUCGACAUACUCUCAAGUGUUGGAAAGCAAGUACAAGGACGACUGGAUACGUGCAAUGAAAAGUGAGAUUUAA
Messenger RNA from Peronospora matthiolae, 1056 nucleotides. NCBI's taxonomy places the organism in Eukaryota, Oomycota, Peronosporomycetes, Peronosporales, Peronosporaceae. The record is from the annotation of a GenBank genome assembly.